This is a messenger RNA of Ictalurus furcatus (blue catfish), 8113 nucleotides long. RefSeq names its product ankyrin repeat domain-containing protein 26 (gene aard). Gene Ontology annotation, molecular function: protein binding. The transcript is spliced from 45 exons. NCBI's taxonomy places the organism in Eukaryota, Metazoa, Chordata, Actinopteri, Siluriformes, Ictaluridae. The record is from RefSeq and is a predicted model, not a curated record. The coding region runs from base 278 to 7474 and encodes 2398 amino acids.
UUCAGCGUCCUCUUGGUAAUCGGCUAGCUGGCUAGCUAAACUGGGGGAAUUUCAGUUCUGCGCUCCUGGUUAGCUAGUUAAUAUUCAAACUUAAUACAUUUAGCUCUGUAUAUUUAUUUGAUGUGUGAGACUGAUGUGUAAUGAAGACCCUCCUAGUUUACCUGUUGAUUAGUAAGUAAGAUAACGGGAAGACGCGAUGAGCCAGUGCCUGCACAUGAGCCUGAGGUAAACCUGUAACAGGAAUGAAGUAUUGCUCCUGUGGACUGCACCGCUGAAGAUGAAGAAAAUUUUCCAUUUCACCAAAAGAAGAAAAGGCUCUCCAAGUGCGUCUGAAACAGCCAGUGUGCUUUCUGUUGGCUAUGACCUGAAGGAGAAAGACUUGGGCAAGGUGCAUAAAGCUGCAUUCACUGGAGACGUGGCUAAACUCAAACAACUCACCAAAAAGAACGACUUAAAUCAGCUUGAUAAAGAGAACAGAACUGCACUACAUAUAGCCUGCGUUCAUGGACACACAGAAGUGGUUCAGUAUUUGGUGGAAAACAAAGUUAAACUCAACCUAUGUGACAAUCAGAACCGCUCCGCCUUAAUGAAGGCUGUGCAGUGCCAGCAGGAUCGCUGUGUGUCCAUCCUUCUGGAGCAUGAGGCAGAUCCCAACUUGGUGGAUAUCAACGGGAACACAGCGUUGCACUUGGCUGCCCGCAUCCCCUCGCUGCCUGUGGCACUGAACCUCCUUGAACACGAGGCGAACAUCAAUGCCCAGAACAAGGAAGGCAAUACUCCCUUGAUAUUGUCAGUGGAAGAAAAUCAUGCAGAGAUGGCUGAAUUUUUACUUAAGGAAGGGGCAGAUGUUAAUCUCCAAAACCAGGAGUGCCGAACCCCUUUACUGAUUGCUGCUUGCAAUGGCCAAAUCAGUAUGGUGCGACUGCUUUUGCAGUACAAUGCUGAUAUCACUGUGAAGGAUAAUAAAGGAUGGUCAUCUGACGACUAUGCUGUAAUGAAUGGGCAUCAUGCUUGUUCACAUCUAAUCAUUGAGCAUGGGACGAAGCGGAAGCCCUUGCAGUCACCCUCCCAUCUUGCCUUCAAUAAAAAUAAGCAGAGUUCAUUAUUGGGCAGUCCUGAGGCCGGCUUUGCUCUCGGAGGUCCAACUCUAGGGAAAGAUGGAGGAAGUGCAAAAGAAGAAGGGAAAGAUACAGAGGACAAUUCACAUGCAGACUCCAUCAGUAGAGCAUCAAAAAGUGGUCCUGCUGAUUCCUGGCCCUCUACAGAUGAUGAUGAUGAUGACGAUGAAGAGCUUGACCUGGGCCCAAAGAAACCUCAAAAGCUAAACUUGAAGAAACUCAUGAGUGCCUCCAAAAUCGAGGGGAAAAGAUUCGCUGUGGUCCAGGAUCCAGAUAAAUCCUGGAGUGGCACUGAGUCCGAGCCUAUCAGCGAGGGCAAUGCAGUAGAACCCAUGGCUUUCCCUGGUAGCAGUUCCUCCACCCAGCAUCCUGUAACCCCUAAACCUAUCUCCUUUUCCAACCUUCCCCAGAUGACCUCCACCCCCCUCAUCAGCUCCCAAAAGGAAAUCGAGGAAAAGUCAUCUUCAGAAGAUGAAUAUGAGGAAGAGGAUAUGGAUGAAGAAUGUGAUGACAUACAAAAUGAAAGAUCAGAUGUUGACAAUCUACAAAAGACAGAAACUUCUAAGAAGAGGGAUUUUUUGUCAGAGUUAGGAAUUGAAAAAGAAGAUGAAGAGGAUUCACCUUGGGACUCAGAGUCUGGCUCAGACAGCCCGAGCAAAAAGGAUCAAAGUGGGCUGAACUCCCCAACCAAGUCACAUAAACCCAUGUCCAGUAUUCGUGAGGAGAGCAGUGAAGCCCUGCAUUAUAUUCCAUCUUUCUUAAGAGGAUCGAAGCACAGUAGUGUAUUCAGGAGUGUUGCUUGGCCUGGAGGUCAGAAGGCAGUGGUUUUAAGGACUAGUCAGGAAGAGGAGGAUAACAGCGAUGAAGAGAAAUUGGAAAAGCAGCACAAACUGCUUCAUAGGGAGCCAGUAUCAGUGCUGAAUAAACUGCUGGAGUCUAAAGAUACUAGAAAAAGGACCGAUGUAAUGGAGGAACUUGGUUUAGGAGAUGUUGAUGAUCUUGAAGAUGCUUCAGACUGGGACUCAGCAAGUACUACCAGUAAAGCCAGUAAAAACCUGCCAGUCUAUAAACCCGAGGAAGAGUUAGCGAGUGAAACCCCAUUGCCUCUGCCGGUCGUCCAAGAGCAGGAACAUCCAAGAGCAUCUGUUGCAGAAACACAGGGAGCUGCCAACACAAAAAAUGAAGAAGGAAAAGAAUCUUCCCUUUUAAGAACUCGUCCAUUGCCAAGUCCACGCUCAUUCAAACCUCUUACCAGCACACAGCCCCAACCUCAACCCCAACCUCAAACACACAUUCACAAGGAGUCUAUUAAGAAACCAAUGAGUGAUGAAGAGUCAGACUGGGACACAGACAACACCUCCAGUCGUGCAAAGUUGACAACUCCACUGCCAAACAUUGUUGAGACUGAAACAGGUACAGUGUCACCACCGGAGGAAGACAGAGAGAGUGACCAUAGCUCAGAGGCCAAUGAACAUCCCGAAGAGGAGAGAGAGACAUUAGAUGCACUUGAGAUAGAUGUAAGUAGUCCAUAUCAGCUAGCCCCCUCUGAAUCCCAGACCACUGAGGUAGGAGAGAAUGAAGAGGAUAAAGAAAAGCAAGAAGAUGUAGAAAAUACAUCUUUCCAUGAGACUACCUGGGAGCAACGCUAUGAGAAAAUCUGGGUGGAAAUUGAGAAAAAGGAGACAAAAUCCCAAUACAAAAACGUAGCCGCUGAGCUUAAAGAAAGGUUUGGAGAGAUAGAGCAGAAAGCGCAAAGUGAGACUGCCCAGGACCAAGAGGCGAAGGAAGAAAAAGAAGAAGGAAAUGAAGAUAUAAAAAAAGACGUUCCUGUGGGUGCAUCUGAAGAAGACUCCAGUGAAGACGAGGAAGAGUUGAUAGUGCGACCCACUACACGGGCUAGGAGUGUUCAACUGCUGCCUAUUCCUGAGCAGAGGGAGUCUGGACAAGAGGAAUCCUACUCUGAGGAUCUUCCCAAUAACGAUUUUGCCAAACACAAAGAUAUCCAGCAACAUUCUUUAGAGACUCUGAAUGAAACUGCUCACGAAACACUAAGCAGCUCUUACCAAAGGUCUGGCUAUAGUGCAGACGCUUUCUCUAAUAUAAGUGAAAAUAUAGAGAACUUAAGAUUGGCUCACUCGGGUGAUCUCGAAACUCCAUUUGCUAUGAACCAAGAAUCUUCUCAGGAAGCUGGGAUUAGUCCGCUGCAUUUGGUUCGGGAGCCGAGGAUCCUUCCUUCUAUCCCAGAUGCAGUCUCUUGCAACUCAGAGGAAUUGGUUGAGGAGGGCCUACAGAGGUCCAUAAACGAGGGUAGUGUGGCAAAGGCUGGUGUCAUGAGAGGAGAAUCUAAAUCCAGUGUCUUAUGGAAGACUCAUGGCUCUGGUAAACAAUCUGACAUUGACCAAGAAAAAGGCAAGAAAGCAGACACCAACCCUGACAAGCCAAACCCUAAACAGGAAGGGACUUGUGAUAGUGGAUCUCAACAGAAGGAUCAUGUUUCACCAAAAUGGCCAACAAGAAGCCCAAGGAGGAAGACAACACUGCUUGAUGAUGAGGAGAAGAGAACUAUGGGUAGCCAGGGGAACCUGCUACGUGUUCCUGCCUCAAAGCAGUCUAGCGAUCCCUGCCCUGUGAACCAUCGUAAUGGAGGCCCCCUGUCUGUGUUUGAUGAUAGUACUUUAAGUGAGGUGUCAGAAGAUGAAGGAAGGUCUCCAUCCUCACGACAUAGGGCUGAGAAAAAGAAUGGUGGAGAGUUGGAAAUAGCAGAUGACUUUGAAGACCUCACACAGUCGUCCGACACAGCUACUGAAGAGCUGGACUCUGCUACAUCAGGCUACUUUAAUGCCUCUCUGCUCAUCAAGCAGCUGGAUACCAGCUCUAUAGAUUCAGUGAGCAUGGUGAAGUUGCAGAACAUGUUCCAUGAGUAUGAGCACACCAUCCAGAAGGAACGCAACAGACACAGCCGACUAGCUGAUAAGGUUUCUCAACUGGAGCAGGAGCGGAAUGAGCUCAAACUCCUGCUGGAUGAGAGCAGAGAGAGCAAGUCCAGCCUGGAGCACCUCCGAUUAGAGCUGGAGACAGACCUCAACAACUUCAAGUUUCUGCUGAAGCAGGAACAGGAGAAGCACCAGAGUGCUUCUAUGCUGUAUGAUAAGACCCGGGAGCAGUUGUUUAGGAAAGAGGAACAGCACCGAGACGAGGCAGAGGAGAGGGAGAGAGCGGAGCUCAAAAUGAGAAACCUGGAACUAGAGAUUAGGGCCCUGAUGAACAACAUGAAGCAGUUGGAAGAAGACAGGAAUGAAACCCAGCGUCUUUUGGCCCAUGAGCAAAGUGCUCGAGCCUUACAGGAGGACCUGCUGAAUAGUCACCUGCGCAAGCAGCAGGAAAUUGAAGAGAAGAACCUUAGAAAUGUCACCAAGAGCAACGAGGCCACAUCCCAGCUAACCGAAGCCAGUGAGCGUGAGAGGGAGCUGCAGCAGCAGGUCUGCACUUUGCAGGAGGAGCUGAGCUCAGUGCGGGCUGAGCUGGAGCACUUUCGUUCACUCAGCCGGCAGGAGGAGAGCAGACUGGUCGAUGAGAGAGACGCGCUGCGGGAGAGACUAGAGGAUGCUCGACGUGACCUAAAGCUAAAUGAUGAGACCCUAGCUCAGACUGUCUUCCAGUACAACGGGCAGUUGAGCACCCUGAAGUCAGAGUGUACACUGCUCAGCACCAAACUGGAGCACGAGAGGCAGGUGCGCCAACAGCUGGAGACUGAGGCUGAGACCAGCAAAACACGGCUCCAGGCAGCCCUGCAGGAGACUGAGCGGUGUCAGGCGGCGCGUGCAGAGACAGAGCGCACUCUGCAGCGCGAGCGUGAACAGCAUCAGCGAUCUGAAGAGAAGCGGACAUCAGAAUCCAGCUCGCAGCGUGACACCAUCCAGUCACUUUCUCAGAAGCUGAGUGAGGUCGAGGCCCGCGCCAACAGCCUGGAGAAUGAGUGGCACAGAGCCACUCUGAGCGUGGCUGAGAAGAGUGCGAUGUUCGAGACGGCAGCUCGCGAACGGGAACAGGCCCGUGCACGGCUCGAAGAGCUGGAGGGGACGCUGCAGAGCGAGCGUGAUCGGGCCAGCCGUGCCGUCGCUAGACAGGAUGCCAUGCAGGAGAGGCUGGCACAGGCACAGAGCGAGGGUGCCCUGCUCAGGCAGCAGUUGGAGGAGGCACAGAACAGGGGCACAGCCAAGGAGCAGGCUGUUACGGACGCGCAGGAGUGCUUCACUCAAGCGCUCAGCCAGCUGCGUGCCAACGGUGAGGAGAGAGUGCAGCUGGUUGAGGAGAGGAGCAAAGAGCUGGCAACCAAAAACGCAGAGCUCCGAGAGCAAAACUACAGACUAGAGCAGGAGAAAGCUGAUAGAGAGAGCUCUCUGAGGCAGCUUCAACAGGAUCUGGCUGACUCUCUAAAGAAGCUGUCCAUGUGUGAGGCGUCUCUGGAGGUGAACACUCGGUACCGCAAUGACCUGGAGGAAGAGAAAGCGCGCACUCAGAAGGACAUGGACAGACUCAGGGGAAAGCUUCAGGAGAGUGAGGAAAACAACAUUCAGGUGGAAAGGCGCGUUAACACUUUGAUGGGCACUUUGGAUGAGAAGGAGCGGGACCUCAUCUGCACUGGUCAGAAACUCCAGGAGGUGCUCGCUGCUACAACACGUUCAGAACAAACCAUUAAACAACUAGAGGAGGCAGUACAGAGAUUGGAGAUUGAGAACGCCAGACUAGAGGCAACAGCAAAACAACAGAAUAACCGCAUUGAAAUCCUCCAAAAAGAAGCUCAGGAAGCUACUGCUCUGACCGAUUCAUCACCAGGAGGAGGGGUUGGUAUUUUACAUGCUGUGAAGCUAACUGCGUCUUUCACCGAGUUCUUGAUCAACCAGUUUACUAGGUGUCCAGAUACAACCCAAGCCAAAGUGCGAAAUCAAUUGGAGAAUUUAGUCACAAAUUUGCAAAGCAGCAAAAUGACACUAGAGGAUCAGCUCAGUCGUGAGGUCCAGAAGCAAAGUAUGCUUUCCCACAAUGCCCAUGACUCUCAGGCCCUGUGGGAAGAGGAGCUGAAGAAUCGAUCACGGUUUGGUCUCCGACUGGCUGAACUGGAAAAAGAGAAAGGAGAGCUCAGCAACCAGAUGGAGCUAGAAAGGAAGAAAGCCAAAAAGAUAGCAGAGCAGAAGAAGGCCGUCGAUGCCCGACUGGACCAAGAGAUGAAGAGAAACACUGAACUACAGAAAGAAAUGUACAGGUUGCGGACUCUGGUGAAGACUGCUAAGAAGAAGCUGCGGGAGCAGAAUGGAGGAGAGCUGGGUUCUCCUCUGGGCAGUCUGAGAGGAGAGCUGUCCUACAGACAGAAUGAGACGGAGGGAGCCGUCAGCAGGAUGAAGAUAAAAGUGGAUGAGCUGCAAGUGCAGUUGGAGAGGGAGGCGUUACGCUGCUCCAAGCUGGAAGACAUGAACCGGGAGCUGAAGGAGCAGCUCAGCUCUCUGAAGAGCCUGGGUCGCAGUCACGAGCGUCUGGAGCGCAGUAAGCAGCAGCUGGAAGAGGAGGUGACAGGCCUGCGCAGGAGGAUGGAGGCAGGAGUCAUGGACCAGAGCCAAGCCGAGCAAUUCCGCAGGGAGACGGAGGAGAGAGCCAGACAGGAGAUACGGCAUAAACUAGAUGAGAUCAACCUCUUCCUGCAGACACAGGCAGCGUCUCAGGAAGCUCUGGAGCAGAUGAAGGCUGCUAAUGAGGCGAGUCAGAGAGCCGAGCUGGAGCAGCGCAUUAGGGAGCUGGAGGCCGACCUGAGCCGCGCACACACCACUCAGCAGGACAGUCUACUGCAGAGAGAUUCCAGCCGCACAGAGCUUGAGCGCUACAGACAACUCUACACUGACGAGCUGAGACUCCGGAAGAGCCUCGCUAACAAGCUUGAGAGGUCUAAUGAACGGCUAGCGGAGGCCAACGCAAAGCUACUAAGCGAGAGGCAGCGCAGCAAAUCUCUCCUCGGAAGCAGUAUAAUCAACGGAAGUCUGGGAGGACCGGCUCUGGACACACAUCCCUCUCUGGGCCGCCUGGGUUUGGGAGCGUCUCUGCUCAGCCCUGUGGGGGAACAGCACACCAACCGUGUGGAGACCUACCUGGCAAAGAUGCAGUCUGAACUGGAGAAAAACAUAUCAAAGGAGCUGGACUACGGUACAAGCGAGCUGGAGGGUGCCUCUACCCGGAUGUCUCCAGUGGGUUCUGCUUGCAGCUCCCAGAAGAACCUCAACUCAAAUCUGAUUGUGGAGCCACAGGACAAACUGAGCAGAGCCACACAACAGUACCUGGAGGUUCUCAAAAAGAAUUACAUGAUCUGAAACGUUUCACACUAGAAUGGGCCAGUGGGAUUUAGCACAACAAAUAUGACUGAAAAAUUCUUUACCUUAUUAUUAUUAUUUUUUUUUAAAGUAAAGGUGAAUUGUGUGUGGAGAGAAAACCACUGUUACCAUUUAACUUGUUUUACAGUUAUGUUAUUUGGUCUAGUGCUGUAAAAUACCCUUUACAGCCUUCGUGCACAAUUUCUUCUGGUGGUUCUGUGCUUGUUCUUGUGUCUGUUGUGAAUCUCCAUUGAAGUAUUGGCAACAGAAUUGGUACUGGUGUCACCUAGUGAAAAGAACUGCCUCUGCUUCUGUGCAAAAAUAAUGGAUAAAGGCACGCAAAUAAUCUUUGUGACAGGGAGCACUCUCUUUAUACAGAGACUGAAGAAAUGUAGAUGUAGGCCAGAGAGGAAUAAUGGAUAGUGAUAUGAGGAAAGGACACUAGACAGCUGUGACCACCACCAACCUUCAGGAAAAAAAAAAAAAAGGUACUACGCUAGCACCAAUAAGAGGCCAAAGCCGAAACACUAACACUCCAAUAUUUUAUUUGUAUUACUAUUUUUAUCGAUGAUGCAUAUCUAUGACAAUGCACUUUGUACCUCAGAUACUCAGGAGCAAGAAUAAAACUUUUUAAAACAA